GGCUUAUUGUCGGACUCAUAUUACUCCGCCUAUACAAAGUAGAGUAUAGAGAGUAUCAUAUUAUUUGAAUAAUGAGACAUAAUGAGGUGAUAGACGACAACAAAUUAUGAUCUUUGAUAUUUUAAUAAACAACUGAAGUUAUCAGGAAUAUGCUUGUUAAUUAAACGCUAGAUUAUUUACAGUGAGAGAACUUUCAAUUAGCGGUAUACAAAUAUCAGAUUAUAUACCUCAAUAGCUGAAUGAAUAUUGCAUACCGAUGAGUUCAUCUGUCACGAUAAUUAAUAAACAAUGAUCAUAUCAUUCUAUAACAUUCAAUCGUCUUGAUGGUCACAUUGAAUCAUCUAAUCAGAAAGGAACAAACAAACACUUGUAAAAUGUAUAUAAACAAGACAAAUUCUGGAAAAAUUUAAUAACGUUUUGAACAACACGAUGAGGUGAGUACUGAAUGAGAUAUUAUUGUUUUGUUUACUGAACUAUUGCAGGUAUAUCUUUUCAUCUGAUCAGUUGAUAGCGCUCUAUUCAAUCAUCGUUUUACUUUCGACAUUUUGUGACUGUAAGGACAUUUGUAAAGAUCCCGCAGUAGAGAAAAAUGAAGAAGUAAUCCUUCAAAGUAAUGUAUAUAAAUAUUCACAUUUUUAUCACUAUUCCCAAAUUAUUCGUGCCGAUCAGACUCUUCCAGUUGAUGAUGGCAAGUUUGAGAAAUUGAUUACUGAAAAGGAAACUGCUUCAAAUUUCUCGUUUAAAGUUUACGGUGUUGACGUCAGCUCAAUCAUCAUACAGCCCUAUGGUAGAAUUAGUUUUGGCGGAGAAACGAUCAUUGGAUCAACUGAACAUUUUGUAAAUCUAACACGACCAACUGGAUCUGAGUUUUUGGAAGAGAAGGAAUAUUUUGCUGUCAGAUAUUCUUAUCAUCAGGAAAUUGAUGGUGAAAGUGUUACAGCCAAGAUAACCACUGUGAUACAUUCGAAUGGGAAGAUAUCUUUCUAUUAUGAGAACAUUCCUACACAAAUUGAUGAAAAAAAAGUUAAAUCGACGUUCUACGGUAUAGCUCCUUGUGGAGAAGAAGAUGGAAAAGAUAUUUAUAGAAAUGUUCCUGGUGAGUGGAUCAAAAGUAGAACGUUGGUGGAGUAUGAAGUUUCCGGGGAUUGUCCAAAACACAAUUCAACUGAAGCAUGUAAAGACGCAAAAACACCAAAUACAACGUGUAUUUGGUGUGAAAGAGCAAACAAAUGCAUCACAAGCAAUGAUAUGGAUAGCCAUGAAUUCAAAGUAAAUAGUUGUCAGAAUAAAAAUAGUUCAAAUAUCAACGUGACGAUUGAACCAUCACUCAUCAAACAUGAAGAAACAACUUCACGGACUACUGAAGAUGACUCAAGAAAUGAAUUAGAGAAUGCUGCUCAAAACUCUGAAACUUGUUCGAAUACAACUAUUGAAAUAACUGAAGCUGAACAAAAGACAAAGUCAAGUCAUUAUGUUUACAUUGUUAUCCCAAUAGUUGUUACUUCCAUCAUUGUAUGUAUUGGCUGUUUCAUAUGCAUAUGGCUUUACAGAAGAAAUAAACAUUAACCGAUGAUUCUCACAAACGUCCUAUCAUUUGUGUUUGUCAUGGUGACUUUGUUAUUUUCUCUUUUCAUUUUAUUAAAAAAACACUUUGCAAAUUGGUGAAUCACUUCAAUAAACUGGCGGUUUUUUUCAUUGAACCACAAACAACUUUCAUGAUUUGGCUACGUAGUAACUGAUGUACUUUUGCUCAUAGAAUAUAAA
Molecule: messenger RNA, 1764 nt
Organism: Schistosoma haematobium
Lineage: Eukaryota; Metazoa; Platyhelminthes; Trematoda; Strigeidida; Schistosomatidae
Exons: 11
Coding region: 1249-1566 (105 amino acids)
Source: RefSeq, a predicted model, not a curated record